UAGAUUUUGUAAUUAUAGUAAAAAAGUACAACAAACAACGCUUUUGCUGCAAAUACAAUAAAAAUAAUUCUUUGAAUUAAUGGAAAUAUCGGGGCCUUCACAACAGUCUAUUCUAUACGGUUUUUAAAAAUGGCGCCGCCUGCCAUUGUCAACUGUCAGGACACACAACAUCCCAAAUACACAGCAUACAACAACCACAUAGUAAUCUUUGCCACCAAUAUGAAGUAACAAUAUUUUAUGAGCUUUUGGCCAAGGGCACUCGUCUCUUCCAGCAAGCCCAUUAUAUUGAUCAUUUUGUCAACUACCACGUAUGCCACUAGUACACUAGCACAUAAAACGCUUCUGGUUUUACUAAGCCGAAAUGGUAAUCACGCCCGAUAUCGAUAGGAAAUAUUCCUUGUGCGUUAUGUGCAUUUUUUAGUGGUCUGUAAUUUCAAGAUUUUUGUAGGUUAUGUUUGUUUCCCGUAAAUGUGAAACCAUCGUAUCGAGUGCUGGUGGUUAAAAUGGAACAACAGAAUUUGAAAGACCCUGUGUGUGAUUGUCUUUUCUGACAUUAAAAAUUAAAUGAUAUUUAUAAACCUUCAAAAAUUAUUUAAUACUUUCUCUUAAAAUAAAUUUCGUUAAUGCUGUAAAAUGAACUAUGAGCAUAUACUAUGCUUGUGAUAAUUGGUGAUAUUAUAAUAUCCCCAUUUCGUAAGAAUGGCAACGUAAAUAAGAAGUAUUGAAAAUGACAACCGAAUGGGGUGAACUAUUUCCUUCAACGGGUAGUGGAAUUAUAUUUGUUGUUUAUGUAUUAUUGUUUGUUAACCAAGGAAUUUUGGUAACUGCAUCGCAAGAGGCUAAUAACAAAUAUGAUUACAAUAUUGUAACUGUGGUUCUGUUGACUGAGGCUCUUAAAUUAAUUAUCUCAUCAAUAUUAUACUGUCAUAAACAUAGACCUCUACAACUUAUUAAUGAAUUAUUCGAACAUUGGAAAGUAUUAUUGCUCUAUAUGGUACCUGCAUUUUUAUAUUGCCUAUAUAAUAAUUUAUCAUUUAUCAAUCUAUCAUCUUUUGAUCCUACCACCUACUAUCUUUUGCUACAGCUAAGAGUUGUUGUAACUGGUAUACUUUUUCAGGUUAUAUUUAAUAAAUAUCUCAGCAGGAAACAAUGGCUCUCUUUAGUCAUUCUAACAGCGGGAUGUAUGUUACAGCAGAUGAAUUUCAGUGGAUCCCACGAUGGCAAAUCGCAAUCUUUAGGGUUAUCUAUAAACGCGGUAUUUAUUUUUAUUCAAAUUUUCUGUUCUUGUUUUGCGGGUGUAUAUAAUGAAUAUUUGCUUAAGAGAAAAGGUGCCAGCGUCAAUAUUUUUGUACAAAACGUUUUCAUGUACUUAGACUCGAUAGUAUGCAAUAUAUUGUUGUUAAUUUUAAAUGGAUCAUUCGAAAACGCAUUUCUGUAUGAUAACAUUGAAAAAGUGUUCCAUUUGAAGGUGCUUAUUGUAAUGUUUAAUAACGCCGCUGUCGGAAUAGUAACCAGUUUUUUCUUAAAAACCCUAAAUUCGAUAUUGAAAACGUUCGCUAGCGCAUUGGAACUAGUCCUAACGGCCAUAUUUUCUUAUAUAUUUUUUAGAAUUCCGGUUCACUUAAAUACGAUUCUUGCCAUUGCGACUGUGAUGUACGCGAUAUAUUUAUAUUCGCAAAAUCCCGUAUCUAAUGUACAAAAAGAUGUUAAAAAUUCGGAUAAAGUUGAAAUUUUGCAAAUGGAGGAAGUGUGAUAAAAAAUUCCUUAACCUCUGUGAUUUUAAUUAGAGUGAUAAGUUCUGUUUAAAAUAUUUCGCCUAUUGUGAUAUAUAAUAAAUUGACAUAACCUAUAAAAAGUUGUUUCGUUUGUUUAUAAAUCGGUUUUGUGGAAAUCGUUUGCCCACCGGUAUUUGGUAAUAAACAAAUAGCACUUUGCAUUUGGUUCUGAUAACCGCAAGUUAGAAACACACUCACAGUUUGUAACCUAUUUUUCUUUUAUGUAUUCGCAGAGAUAUACACAUGCUAAUAAAAAAAACAUUUAUUUUCUAACAAUAAAGUACACUUAAAAAAUCAGUUAUAAUAUUAUCAACACUUAACGAAACAACCUACGUGAUAACAUUGUAAUUGCUAAUUUACUGUUUCCACUGGCCUGGCUCUAGCAAACCAAAACAGGUUUAGAGAGUCUCUAGGAACUUUUUUUAAAUGUGUUGUCCUAUCUAGUCAGAAAUUAUUCUAAUCUUUUAAAAAAUAAGUAAGUAUAUUACACGUACACUAGAGGUGUGUCGAGUUUUCAGUGUCACUAAUCGUGAUGAUAACUGAUGAUUAAAAAUUCUGAUUACAGGAAUUUGUUGUUUUACUGGAUAAACUGACAAUAAUUUAAAAGAUUUUAACUUUUUUUGUGUUAUACUGAAAACAAAUAUUGUUAAUAUCAUUCGAGUACUUUAAAAAAUAUAUUUAUUUGUCUUUGCGUUUUUAAUAAUAAGUACUAAAGGUACCCACCCAAUGUACGUCACAUACUUAGAUAUAUAGGUCUAUAGAAUGUGCGAAGUAUAUUCGUAUUGACAUUUGUAAUUACGUAUUCUACCGGGUGGAAAAGUCUUCUACAUGAAAUACAUUUGGGAAGGAAUAAAAUAAUCAUGAUUCUACUACUACUACCAAACAACUGACUGAGGUUCUUCCUUGAACCUAAGUAAAACAAAAAAUUGUAAAAUUUUAGUUUUGUUAUAAAAUGUUAUGAAUUGACUAGACUUUAU
Molecule: messenger RNA, 2752 nt
Organism: Cylas formicarius (sweet potato weevil)
Lineage: Eukaryota; Metazoa; Arthropoda; Insecta; Coleoptera; Brentidae
Gene: senju
Product: UDP-galactose transporter senju
Exons: 4
Coding region: 728-1753 (341 amino acids)
Biological process (GO): pyrimidine nucleotide-sugar transmembrane transport
Cellular component (GO): Golgi membrane
Molecular function (GO): UDP-galactose transmembrane transporter activity
Source: RefSeq, a predicted model, not a curated record